AUGGCUCUGUCUUCAGCAUCUGACGAUCUGGCUGCACAGUCGGAUACCGAUCACACGAUGGGCAACAUUCACAAUCACGAUCACAUUGGAGACAAUGAGAAACCUCUCCAUUUCCCUGAAGAGGACCAUCUCAAAGUCUCGUCAUCAAUGGAACAGAUGAUUAAGGAUGCGAAAGCAUCAACGGAAAAGGAGCAUAACAUGUCACUGCUUCAGGGAAUCAGACUGUAUCCUAAAGCUAUCGGAUGGUCUCUUUUGAUCUCGACAUGUAUUGCUAUGGAGGGAUACGACGUGUGUUUACUGAGUAACUUUUAUGCAUUUCCUCAAUUCAAUGAAAAAUACGGCGAACAAUUACCUGAUGGCACAUGGCAGGUGCCAGCUAAAUGGCAAGCAGGUUUAAGUAAUGGUGCAAAUGUUGGUGAAAUUAUUGGUCUAUUUAUCAAUGGUUGGGUUUCUGAAAAAUUUGGAUACCGAUACACGGUCAUGACUUGUUUGAGUUUAAUUAUUGCGUUUACGGCAAUCUUUUUCACUGCUCAAGACGUCAUUGCGCUAGAAGUUGCUGAAGUUCUAUGCGGUAUUCCAUGGGGAGUUUUCCAAACACUCACUAUCACUUAUGCAUCAGAAGUCUGUCCUCUUGGACUUCGUGGAUACCUCACUACUUAUGUUAAUUUCUGUUGGGGAUUGGGCCAAGUCAUUGGUAUUGGCGUUAUCAAAUCUAUGUUACCACGGACUGAUGAGUGGGCUUAUAAAAUUCCUUAUAGUCUCCAAUGGAUGUGGCCAGUUCCACUCCUAGUUGGUAUCGCCCUCGCCCCAGAAUCUCCAUGGUGGCUUGUUCGAAAAGGAAGGGUUGCAGAAGCUAAGAAAUCACUUCUUCGAUUGACCAGUCUAAACAAGGAAACAAACUUCGAUGCUGACGAGACUAUUGCAAUGAUGGUUCAUACUACGGCAAUUGAGGAGAAAAUCACGAAAGGAGCAAGCUAUAUGGAUUGUUUCAGGGGUGUAGACAGACGUAGAACUGAGAUUGUCUGCAUGGUAUGGGCGAUGCAAAACCUUAGUGGAAAUUCUUUUUCGGGCUACUCCACUUAUUUCUUGCAACAGGCCGGACUACCUACCUCCACAUCCUAUGACUUUGCUCUAGGUCAAUAUGGUAUUAACAUGGCCGGCGUUUUUGGAGCCUGGUUCCUCAUGAGCUUGGGAAUUGGUCGAAGAUCUCUCUACCUUUAUGGUCUUUGUAUAUUGUGUAGUAUGCUUUUUAUUCUCGGAUUCCUAGGUCUCGUCCCAGCUGCACAUAAAACCGAGGCAUCGCUUACUACUGGCUCUAUUAUGUUGGUAUGGGCGUUGGCAUACCAGCUUACCGUCGGCACGGUUUGCUAUUCUUUGGUCUCUGAGUUGUCUACAAGAAGACUUCAAAUCAAAACUGUGGUUUUGGGCAGAAAUUUGUAUAAUAUUGUGGGUAUUGUCUGCAGUGUUAUUACGCCAUAUAUGCUCAAUCCCGGUGCUUGGAAUUGGAAAAAUUAUGCAGGAUUCUUCUGGGGCGGGAUCUGUUUUCUUUGCAUCAUAUAUACCUAUUUUCGUCUUCCUGAACCUCAAGGCCGCUCAUUCGCUGAACUCGAUCUACUGUUUGAGAGAGGCAUUAGUGCGAGAAAAUUUGCAACCACUAAAGUGGAUGUUUUUGAUGAUGAUGUGAGUGUGGAGAGUACGAGUGCUGCGGUAAAGAAUUACGAUGAGAAGAAUGCUGCUGGCGCCAGGGCGCAGGAUAUUGGAGCUUCUUCGUAA
Messenger RNA from Botrytis byssoidea, 1773 nucleotides. RefSeq lists its product as uncharacterized. The transcript is spliced from 6 exons. The coding region runs from base 1 to 1773 and encodes 590 amino acids. The record is from RefSeq and is a predicted model, not a curated record. Gene Ontology annotation, cellular component: membrane. NCBI's taxonomy places the organism in Eukaryota, Fungi, Ascomycota, Leotiomycetes, Helotiales, Sclerotiniaceae. Gene Ontology annotation, molecular function: carbohydrate:proton symporter activity. Gene Ontology annotation, biological process: carbohydrate transport; transmembrane transport.